Molecule: messenger RNA, 1153 nt
Organism: Saccoglossus kowalevskii
Lineage: Eukaryota; Metazoa; Hemichordata; Enteropneusta; Harrimaniidae
Gene: tcf21
Product: transcription factor 21
Biological process (GO): developmental process; regulation of transcription by RNA polymerase II
Molecular function (GO): protein dimerization activity; DNA-binding transcription factor activity, RNA polymerase II-specific; RNA polymerase II transcription regulatory region sequence-specific DNA binding
Source: RefSeq, marked provisional
GUAGCAUCCCAGACGCAUCGUAUUUAAAACCGGGACUUAGAGAGUAUUUGAAGAAACCUAUCCAGUAUGACAGGGAGCACUACACAACGCCGGAGAAGAAGCAGGGCACAGGGAGCGGGGAUAAAUAAAUCUAGGGAUGCCGCAAAUGCAAGAGAAAGAACCCGGAUGAAGAUUCUCGGUAAAGCGUUUCAGAAGCUCAAGACAACGUUACCAUGGGUACCAUCUGACACAAAAUUAUCGAAGUUAGACACACUAAAGCUGGCAUUGAGAUAUAUAGAUUAUUUGAAUCAAGUACUGGACGGUGAAAUUGUGGAAACAGCCGUAACGUCAUCGCAUACAAUGAAAACCUGGCCUUCGCCAUUUGCAGCAUUUUUGUCGAAGGAAGACGGUGUUCAGGGCGACGAGAUAGACUCAGGAGACGACCAAUAUUGCGCUGCUGGGUGAAUAACCAUGGCAACGAUGACGACAAUGCAAUUCGUAUACACUCCGAAAGAAACUGAAAUGACGUCACUCGUACAAGUGACGCAGGAACACUUUCAAAAUGAGUAAAUAUUUAUGUCAGCGUUCGUUAAUCAAUAUGACCCACUCUGUAAAAUGUUUGCAUUUUUAGAAAGUCACACGAAAGAUGAAACACGUUGAUGUCCUAGUAUAUUAUUAUAUGACGAGAAAUCUUGUGAGCAAAAAUCAUUCCGUUCUGCGAGUGUCAGUGUAAUUUUCCGCUACGUAGUGUGUAAUAGAAACUUGGCAUAACACACGAAAAUCGGAAUCUGUUGCAGCUAUUUUGAAAACGGGAAUUCUAAUCUCAGUAGUCACGGUCUUUUCUACGGACAUGUUUUUAUAAUACAUAACUGGAAGACAGUGACGUCAAAUAUUACUGGUCGUUACAGUUACAUGAACUGUAAUUAAGUCUACAUAGGUGAGGAGUUCGUUGAGUCCGGGAAUUCUAAAUGUCGAUGACCAUGGUCACAUGACCCUCUACAUGUAGUACUAGUGUACACAGUCGUCAAACGAGAGGCGGGUGUACAGAAACGCGGACAUGUCGAUACAUUAUAUUCCAUGAUAUGGUCGACAAGAGGGGGGAAUUCAGUUUAUAUUUGUAUAUUUAAGAAAAUCUGUAAUUAAUCUGUAAAUAAAAUAUUUGUUUUUAAACUCA